This is a messenger RNA of Aspergillus puulaauensis, 1479 nucleotides long. RefSeq lists its product as uncharacterized. Gene Ontology annotation, biological process: tripeptide transport; allantoate transport; dipeptide transport. The coding region runs from base 1 to 1479 and encodes 492 amino acids. Gene Ontology annotation, molecular function: allantoate transmembrane transporter activity; dipeptide transmembrane transporter activity. Gene Ontology annotation, cellular component: plasma membrane. Lineage: Eukaryota; Fungi; Ascomycota; Eurotiomycetes; Eurotiales; Aspergillaceae. The record is from RefSeq and is a predicted model, not a curated record. The transcript is spliced from 4 exons.
AUGGAAAAAAACACCGCCAUCUCUGAUACUGUGCCGGCUGGCAACCUGAUAGACCCUCAGGUUGCCCAAGUCCUCCACACCGAGACCACCCCCGAAGAAGAGAAGAGGGUUCUCCGGAAGAUUGACCUCCAUAUAAUCCCCGUAAUGGGCCUUUGCUACAUGCUACAAUACAUGGACAAAGUAACCCUCGGCUACACCACACAGCUAAACCUCAUUACCGACCUAAACCUGCAAGGAAGCGAAUACAGCUGGUGCUCGUCCGUCUUCUACUUCGGGUACCUAUUCUGGAGCUGGCCGAGCAGUUACAUCUCCGUCCGGUUCCCGAUCGGGAAAUACCUAGGGCUCUCGGUUGCGCUAUGGGGUGUAGUUCUCACGACCCACGCCGCAUGCACCAAUUUCGGCGGCCUGCUUACAGCGCGUUUCUUUUUGGGUGUUACGGAGGCGGCUGUUGCGCCUGGGUUCUCGCUUAUCACGGGGAUGUUCUAUAAAACGCGCGAGCAGCCGAGUCGGAUGGCGCUGUCGUUUUUGGGGAAUGCGGUUGCGAAUGUUGUCUCCGGGCUGAUUGCGUAUGGGAUCGGGACGAUUGACUCGCAUAUUGCGGCGUGGAAAUUGCUCUUUAUUAUCCUGGGUGUUGUGACGAUUGCGUAUGGUGUGUUUUUGGUGUUUGUGCUGCCGGAUUCGCCGUCGAAGGCGUGGUUCUUGACUUCUGCUGAGAAGAAGAUUGCCCUUCAUCGGACGGUCGAGAAUCGGACGGGUGUUAUGGAUGAAGGGGAGUUUAAGGUUGGGCAGAUGCUUGAAGCUUUGACGGAUCCCCAGGCUUGGUUGUUGGUGGGAUAUAGUGUUUGCCAGAAUAUCCCAAACGGCGGAUUCAGUUCGUUCAGCAGCAUCAUCAUCAACGGCUUCGGCUUCAGCCAACUAAACUCGCUGCUCCUUUCUGCACCAGGCGGUCUUUUACAAAUCGGCGCCAUCGGCUGCAUCUGCUGGGCGAAUACGUACGUUAAAAAGAGCCGGAUUAUUACCAUGAUUGUGGUGAUCCUGUUCGCGCUCGUGGGGGUGAUAUUGAUGAAUGCACUCCCUGAUUCGAACCGCUGGGGCCGAUGGGUUGGGAUCUUCCUGCUGGGCCCCUUUGCAACGAGCAUCCCCAUUUCUCUGAGCCUGAUUACGUCCAAUGUUGGGGGAUUCACAAAGAAGGCGACUGUUUCGGCAAUGCUGUUUGUGGCAUAUUGUACGGGGAAUAUCAUCGGGCCCCAGCUGUUUCUGGAUAAGGAGGCGCCGAAGUAUACUACUGGACUUAAAGGCGUCCUUGCUGGUUUCGCCCUGGCUAUAUUCUUCUUGGUAUUGUUGUAUAUCUACUACGAGUGGGAGAACCGACGACGAGACAGGAAGCACGGUGCAGACAACCAUGCCACCGACUAUAUCACGGAAGAUUCCCUGAAUCUCACAGACAGACAGAUGCCGUCGUUUAGGUAUACACUGUAG